Molecule: messenger RNA, 1749 nt
Organism: Oncorhynchus mykiss (rainbow trout)
Lineage: Eukaryota; Metazoa; Chordata; Actinopteri; Salmoniformes; Salmonidae
Product: clathrin light chain A
Biological process (GO): intracellular protein transport; clathrin-dependent endocytosis
Cellular component (GO): plasma membrane; synaptic vesicle membrane; clathrin coat of coated pit
Molecular function (GO): structural molecule activity; clathrin heavy chain binding
Source: RefSeq, a predicted model, not a curated record
AAAGGUUGGAAGUACGUGUGGCAGGGCUAGGCAAAUUGAAAGUGAACAAUCAUGAAUCAUCACAGACAGAAAGAAGCUCGCUUAAACGUUAGUCCUUAUUCAUUCUUCUAUUAGCUGACAACCGUCCAUGAAAAAGUUCUGCAUGAUUCAGAUAUAUCCAUCAUCAUAACUCCUCUCUCGGCUGAAUUAAUCGAUAAGCCAGCAAGAUAACAAUCAAUAAUUAUAACGUUAGAUACAUUCCACUUUUGUUGAAAGAUGGCUGAUGCAGAUUUCGGGUUUGCAUCUGACAACGGAGUGCUGCCUGUCGAGGUGGACCCAGCUGCAGCUUUCUUAGCUCAGCAAGAAAGCGAAAUAGCGGUGAUCGAGGAUAACGAGGCCGGCGUCGGGGCUUUGCAGGGAUCCGCUGAGCAGCAGCCGGCGGCCGAUUCACCUGUACAAUAUGAUGCAGGGUUUGCAGAGGCAUCAACAGCCACGGUAAACGGAGACAUGUUUGAGCUGGAGUCCAACGGUCCAUCGGACAGCUAUGCGGCCAUCGCCCAGGUGGACUCUCUGAGAGCAGAGCCUGAGAGCCUGCGUAAGUGGAGGGAGGAGCAGAAGGCACGGCUGGAGCAACUAGACUCUGCGUCCAAGGCAGCGGAGGCUGAGUGGAAAGAGAAGGCCAAGAAAGAGCUGGAGGACUGGCAUGUGCAUCAGAUUGAACAGAUGGAGAAGAAAAAGUCCAACAACAGGCUUGCUGAUGAGACUUUCUACCAUCAGCCCAACUCUCAAGUGAUAAACUUCGUGGCAUCUGAAGAGGCCUUCCUGUCUGAGGCUGACGGCGACAGCCCAGGGACGGAGUGGGAGAGAGUGGCCUGUCUCUGUGACUUCAACCCCAAGACCAACAGGACGGCCAAGGACGUGUCCCGGAUGCGCUCGGUCCUCAUAGCCCUCAAACAGACACCUCUGGUGCGCUAGUACGGCCAAUAGAACAGAAGGGUGGUGAUAUUUCCCUCCUUUAAAAAAAAUAUAUUAAACGCCUACUCUUGAGUUAUGAACCUUGGUUUGCAUUAAGGCAGAAUGUUCUAGGCUCUUUUCAUAUCUACUCUUGGUUCAGGGUUCCUUAUAUGUUCAGACCCUCCUGUUUUCUGUCAUGUCUGUAACAUGUGGAGAGGAAAGGUAUUGUCUCUCCCGCCAUCUUUCCUUAUUCUGAUGUAAUGUAUCCAGUGGAUGUGAUAUACCUCUCACUACCUUAACAUGGAACGACUGACUGCUCUCUUGUCUUUUUAACUUCCCAUCAACAAUGCUUCUAUUUGACCGUUAACAAAAUAUGGUUACUGUAAAUUCUUUAUUAAACUUCUUUCCUCUCAUAAAAGGGAGUGGGGGGGGGGUGCAUUGGGUCAAACCUCUUAUCUUUUAAGUGUGAUUCCUCUCCCCAAUAUUUAGGGUGUGAAGUGUUCUUUUAAUUAAAUAACAGAUUAGGUUCAUCUCCACUGUAAUUUGUAUUUGAUUUAAUGUGUCGGGUGUAAUGUAGCCAGUCCUGUUCAGGUACUACAUUAGGAAUAGGUUUUAAACCACAUAUGGCAGUUUUUAUUUUUUAUUUUUUUAGUUAAGAAUUGAUUCACGGACCUAUUAAUUUACUGUAGUAUAAUAUUUAACGGUACCUAGUAAUUUGUCCUGCCAUUUUAGAUGCUAUGAGCUUGUUGGUCUUGCUGGACUUUUAACUCCUGUCGUUGUUUGUACUUUUGGCAAAAAAAAUGUGUUUCCUUCCCA